This is a messenger RNA of Venustampulla echinocandica, 4089 nucleotides long. Its product is annotated as putative leptomycin B resistance protein pmd1. The transcript has 14 exons. NCBI's taxonomy places the organism in Eukaryota, Fungi, Ascomycota, Leotiomycetes, Helotiales, Pleuroascaceae. The coding region runs from base 1 to 4089 and encodes 1362 amino acids. The record is from RefSeq and is a predicted model, not a curated record. Gene Ontology annotation, cellular component: membrane. Gene Ontology annotation, biological process: transmembrane transport. Gene Ontology annotation, molecular function: ABC-type transporter activity; ATP hydrolysis activity; ATP binding.
AUGGUGGGCUCCAUUCCCACCCCUGGUACUCCAGAAGGGAACGAUGGCCCUCAUCGCUCAGCCCAGACGUCGCAAACCCAUGAUGAAAAGGGGCAAGACUCCGAACAGGAGAAGAAUCCAAGUGUUGAUACAGCAGUAGCCCCAGAAUCAAGCCCUGACACCUCGGCCAAAACCCUUGAGGCGCCGGAGCCCGAGCAGAAUGAUGACAAGCAACCAGAUUACUCCAGCAAAUCGCAGAAUAAAGUCUCAUUCUCUCACUAUCUGGUAAUCGAAACAUCUGUCCCCCGGUAUGGCAGCCGUGGGUUAACCUAUUUGACAGAGGAUCUUCACGUAUUCUACGCUCGCCGAUCGGCUCUUUAUAGCAGCAGCUUUCCUGGGGCAAAUUGGGACUGGUGCGACCCUACCGCUGAUGAUCGUUGUGGUCUUACGGGCGAUUUUACUUCCUACUUUGCCCCGGGCUCUACGACCACAAAAGCGGAGUUUAUGAAAGGACUCAAUAAAUCAACGUUGUAUUUUGUGUAUUUGUUUAUCGCUCGAUGGAUACUGAGCUACUAUUCGAUGUUUGCAUUUCGUAUGACCGGCAUUCGAAUGUCGGCAAAGCUUCGUCUGGAGUAUCUAAAGGCGCUGUUCUCCCUUCCCAUCUCGGCCAUCGAUACACUCCCAAGCGGCCAAGCAUCAAAUACCAUAACUACCACGGCCAAUGUUUUACAAAUUGGUAUCUCUGAGAAGCUGGGAAUUAUCGUGCAAUUUACAUCCCUGCUAGUCGCAUCGAUCAUCAUUGCAUUCAUCACCAAUCCGCUCUUGACAGUGGUGACCGCAUCAAUUAUUCCGUUCAUGGGAAUCACUUACGGAGUCCUCGUCCCUAUAAUAAUGGCGAGGACAAAGGAUGUCGAGCAUGCAGACGAAAAGGCGGCCUCAAUUGCCGGAGAGGUACUCGGAUCCAUUCGCAUGAUUAUCGCCUGUGGAGCAGAGGACCGAAUCGCCAAGAGAUACUCGGGAUGGAUAGAGGAGUCACGGAAGAGAGGAAUAAAAUUGGCCCCGUUCUUGGGAAUGCAAUUCGCUCCGAUGUUCUUUGCAAUUUAUGCAACUAUGGCUCUCUGCUUCUGGUUUGGAUUCAAACUCUAUCUUGAACACCGCAUUGCUGAUGUGGGAGAAAUUGUUAUUGUCCUCAUGUCUGUGAUGAUGGCUUCGUUCUCAAUUUCUCAGACAGCUGCACCUAUUAUGGCAGUUGGCAAGGCUAACAGUGCUGCCACCGACUUCUUUGCUGUUAUUGAUGCACCAAAACCGGGCGUGACGGGAAUGAGAGAUCCGGAAGUCUCCGCCAGUAGUGACAUAGCUCUUGACGGCGUGACCUUUGCAUAUCCUAGCCGACCACAUAUAAAGGUGCUGGAUGACCUCAAUAUCCGAUUCGAAUCCGGAAAGAUCACGGCAAUCGUUGGCGCAUCGGGAUCAGGGAAAAGCACAAUCGUGGGCCUGCUUGAGCGCUGGUACGAAUUAGAUAAUGAGAAGAUAUUCAAGUUACCAGAAAGCGCAAUGAAAGACGAUAAGGACAAGGACAAGGACAAGGAUAAGGAGAAUAAGGAGGCAGAACCCGAAGAACCCACGUUAGCACCAAUCUCUCUCGGUGGCAACAUCCUUAUCGGAGGCCAAAACCUAGACGCAGUCGACCUGAAGUGGUGGAGGUCUCAAAUUGGUCUUGUGCAACAGGAACCCUUCAUCUUCAAUGACACGAUCUCCAGGAAUGUGGAAUAUGGCCUCAUCGGCUCCCAAUGGGAAGGAGAAGAUGCGGAAACCAAGAAGAUGCUUGUGGAAGAGGCGUGUAAAGAGGCCUUCGCAGACGAAUUCAUCAACAGGCUCCCUUUGGGAUAUGAUACUCAAGUUGGUGACGCUGGGAUUAAGAUAUCAGGUGGCCAGCGACAAAGGCUUGCCAUUGCCCGUAGUAUCAUCAAGCGACCUAAGAUUCUGAUCCUAGAUGAGGCGACAAGUUCUAUCGAUGUGCGAGGAGAACGACUCGUCCAGCAGGCGUUAGAUCGGGUCUCCGAGGGUCGGACAACUAUAACCAUCGCUCAUCGGCUAUCGACGAUUAAGAAGGCUGAUAAGAUUGUGGUAUUGAAAAAGGGCAAAGUAAUUGAGCAAGGCAACCACGACAGCCUUUUGGAAGACGAAAAUGGAGCCUACUGGGCUUUGGUGAACGCUCAGAAACUAUCCAUGGGCGAAACAUUUGAGGAUGAAUCGGAUCUAACCGAGGAUUCGAAGCCCGGAGAGGUGUUGGAACGGACGAUGACCGCCGGAAGUGCAGCAAGAACCGCAGAAGAGGAGGUGGUUUGGAAAGAUAAGCCCUUCCUAGCAAGCUUUGCAACUCUCAUGGCCGAACAGACAGGCCGUUGGCCUUGGUAUCUCAUCCUGGCGAUUUCAUGCUUAAGUGCUGGGGCCGGAAACCCCAUCCAAGCCUAUUUAUUUGCUCAGUUGAUCAAUGUGGUCACUUACGUGGGCGCCGCACUCCAAGCUGCUACUAAUUACUGGGCUCUCAGGUUCUUUAUUCUUUCACUGGGCGUCUUAGCUGCAUACUUCCUGCUUGGGUACUCUUCAAGCACGAUUUCUACGCACAUCACCUGCACAUAUCGCCAGGAAUAUUUCGAAAGUAUAUUGGCAAAGCCUGUGUCAUUUUUCGACGACGAAGAUAAUUCUAGCGGCACUCUCACAGCUCGCGUUGCCAAUGAUCCAACUCAGCUUCAGCAGCUCCUCGGAAUUAAUAUGGCCAUGGUAUAUAUCGCAAUAUUCGGUCUCGUGGGUUGCGUCAUUAUUGGAUUUGUCUUUGGUUGGAAGUUAACUCUUCUGACUACUCUCGUACCGAUGCCUCUUAUGAUGGCGGGUGCCUUCUUUCGGAUUCGCUACGAGGUUCAGUUCGAGAAACUGAAUCAAGCUGUUUUCGCUGAAAGCUCUAAAUUUGCUGCUGAAGCCAUUGGAGCUUUCCGAACCGUUACUUCGCUGACCCUGGAAGAUAUGAUAUCUGAGCGGUAUGGGACAUUGUUGCAAGACCACGUUAACAAGGCCUUCAUCAAAUCGAGAUACUCGACACUUAUAUUCUCCUUAAGUGACAGCUUUGGUUUGUUAUCCAUGGCCCUGACCUUCUGGUAUGGUGGGAAAUUGUUAGCCGAUCGCGAAUAUGACGCCGUGCAAUUCUUCGUUGUCUACAUUGCUGUCAUUAAUGGCGCCGAGAGCGCUGGUAGCCUACUCAGUUUCGGACCCAAUAUAGCACAGGCAUCUGCCGCCGCGAAUCGGAUAUUGAGCUUCCGAAUACGGCAGAAUAAGGAUGCGAAGGAGCCAUUAGAAAUUCCAGACGCUGAAGGUGGUGUUAAGAUAGAAUUGCGGGACCUGUGGUUUAAAUACCCAACCCGAGACAUUCCAAUCUUCCAUGGGUUGAACUUGACGAUCGAAAAAGGCCAAUUCGCUGCCCUUGUAGGACCUUCAGGCUGCGGCAAGACCAGCAUAGUCUCCCUCCUCGAACGCUUCUACGACGUCCAAAAGGGCAAGAUAAUGUGCAACAACGCCAACAUCGCCGACCUCCCCACCAGCUCAUACCGCAAGUUAAUAUCCCUCGUCGCGCAGGAACCGACCUUGUUCCAGGGCACAAUCAAAGAGAACAUCCUCCUCGGCGUCGACGAGUCAACGCCAACGGCGACCCUGCACCAAGUAUGCCGCGACGCCGAAAUCCACGACUUCAUCAUGUCUCUUCCUGAAGGCUACAACACCGAUGUGGGAACCAAAGGUAUCGCAUUAAGCGGGGGCCAGAAACAACGUAUCGCCAUCGCAAGAGCGCUUAUCCGUGAUCCCAAGAUGCUGCUUCUUGACGAGGCGACGUCGAGCUUGGAUUCCGAGAGUGAGAAGCUUGUCCAGGCUGCGUUUGAGAGGGCCGGCAAGGGACGGACUAUGGUUGUUGUUGCACAUCGACUUGCAACAGUGCAGAAUGCCGACGUUAUUUUUGUGCUGGGUGAGGGCAAGGUGCUUGAACAGGGUGAUCAUCAGAGUCUUUUGAAGCGUAGAGGGGUCUAUUAUCAGAUGUGCCAAUCUCAGGCACUUGAUAGGUAA